Molecule: messenger RNA, 1290 nt
Organism: Cladocopium goreaui
Lineage: Eukaryota; Dinophyceae; Suessiales; Symbiodiniaceae
Source: the annotation of a GenBank genome assembly
AUGAGCAAGGAGGAUGCGCCGUUGACACAGCAGUUGCUGAUUGAUGGCAUGUUGCCGUCGUUGGCUCCUCUCCUGGUGGAAUGCCCUGGCAAGCGCGAGCCUCUUUGCGAAGUGGUCUACGCCUACACCCAGCCGCAAGUUUUGAGUCGUCUCAACGUCUUGCGCGCGCUGAAGGAGUCCAUGAGCCAGAUGCCGGCAUACGUUUCCUGCCUUUCCUACUUCCUACCGAUGGAGAUCCAAGUGGGUCUUCAAGAUGAGCACCUGCUGAGACACUAUCAGUACUAUGCCCUGGUGGCACUUCAGAGUCCCCAGCCUUCCGUGCGGGUCGCCGGCCUGGCCAUGCUCACCGAGGUCUCCAAGGAAUUCGGCAAUUUUGCGCAUAAUGUGCUUCAUGAAACCGACACCUUCUGCAACCUCGUUGCAGAUGAUUGGUGGGAGGUGCAAGGUCAGUUGAUGUUGUUGACCGGAUGUCUUCUUGAGCACGCAGCAAGCGUUCAAGCGGAGGGGACGAGCGCAGACAAGGAUUUGGAAGCAAUCCGGAAAACGGCGGAGCAGCGCCUACUGAGCGUGGCUGAAGAGUUGAUGUCCUUGAAAGGUAGAUCAAAGGUUGUGAUUCAGAUCGGCUUGUGCUCUCUUGCAAAGGUCUUGAGGCCAUAUCCGCAAUUGCUACCAGGCUAUGUUGCGGCUUUACUGCAGCAACCAGCGCAGUUUCGUCAUCGCAUCCUUGAACACCAGGGGUCGAUACGCAAGCGCUAUUCCAUUGGAACAUCUUCUCGUGUCUAUGAGGAAUGCUGUCUCCUCGACUAUUGGCCUGGUGUGGACAUUGCAAGGACCAUGGCAGAGGUGGCAGCAGCGCAGAAUUUGCCGCACCUGGAGACGGAGCACUUUGAGGUGCUGACUUGCUGCUUGCCCGAGUCCAGUGUGGACCUGGAUGAUACCUGGUUGAUGGUCUUUGAGAAGAUGAAAAACUACAUCUUCGUGGCCUUCCUGGAUCCAGUCCUUCAUGACUUGGCCGUAGAGGUGGUACGACGCUACUGGCUUUGCCGGCCGCAAGCAGCAGCACAGAGGGCAUUAGAUGCCUCCAAGAAGACCUUGCUGCAGAUCCUACGGCUACACUAUAGUGAUGCGGCCACAGGGGAGGCAAAGAUCAAGGAGACGGCCCUGGUGGAUUUCCUCCGCGAGAUGAAAGAGGCAGGUGGUGCUGUGGCCUCCAUGCUCCAGUCCGUGGUGGAUCAGUUCCGGGAGGUUUUCGGGUCGAGCCGCCACCCGUCGUUCAGUGCCGGCCCCUAA